This is a messenger RNA of Nicotiana tabacum (common tobacco), 543 nucleotides long. Lineage: Eukaryota; Viridiplantae; Streptophyta; Magnoliopsida; Solanales; Solanaceae. The record is from RefSeq and is a predicted model, not a curated record.
AUGCCCUCUUCCUUAAAACGUACCGGUUUCUCAAAAAGCAAGAACAAAGCCAAGGACAUUGUUCCUCCAACAGUGGGCUCCAUCAUCCCUAGAACUCUUAUUGCCACAAAAGACUUCGAAGAGAAAUUCCCUACUACUAAUUCUCGUACAUGGGCCGUUAGCAGGUAUCCUUCUUCCAUAUGUCCUUCGAGCAUUCCUGCUGUGAAGGAGGACUGUCGCUGCCAUGACUUAGAAAUUAUCGCUCCCGAUCUAUCGGAGCGAGUCUACCUUCCCAAGGAAGGAAAUAAACCUUUUGGUUCUAAGUGGAUUUUCAGAAGGAAAAUGAAAACCGGUGGUAUUAUUGACAAAUAUAAGGCAAGAUUGAUUGCCAAAGGAUUAAGACAACGAGAAGGUCUUGAUUACUUUGACACAUACUCACCGGUAACGAGAAUUACAUCUAUUCGGAUGGUAAUAGAGUUAGCCAUCGUGUAUGGCCUUGAAAUCUAUCAGGUGGAUAUAAAGACAACUUUCUUAAAUGGAGAUUUAGAUAAGGGUGGCAUGUGA